Messenger RNA from Microthlaspi erraticum, 867 nucleotides. Lineage: Eukaryota; Viridiplantae; Streptophyta; Magnoliopsida; Brassicales; Brassicaceae. The record is from the annotation of a GenBank genome assembly.
AUGGCAAUCAAAAAGUUUAAACCCUCCGCCGGUAAACACCAUAAGAAAAGACGGUAUCCACCACUGGGUCCGAAGAAAGAUUUGAAGAAGAAGAAGGAGAAGAAGCCUAAGAAGUCGAAAGCUCCUGACUUUGAUAAGGCCGUUGAGAAGACUAAAAGAGACGAUCAGAGAAGCGAGAGUGACGGCGAUGAGCAGCAACCGGAUUCACAACCGAUAUCAUCUUCUGAGCAGCUUACCUACUUCUUCAAACACCUUGAAUCCGCCAUUGGUGUCCGGGUCUCUUCUUUAGAGCUCGAACCCAUUAAAGAUAAGUGUGUGAUUGAGCUAGCUCAAGAAUUGGAACAAGAUGUAAGCAACUUGGGAGAGCAUAUAAAGAUGUCUUAUGGGUCUUCAUGGAGAGAGAUUCUCUGUGAAGGAGAGGCAAUUGAAGGGAAAGUUAAUCCUGGAAACCCAUCUGUUCUUGUCAUUAGUUCCUCUGCUCUGAGAUCUUUGGAACUUCUAAGGGGUUUGAAUUCGUUGACUAAGCAAUGUCCAGCAGUGAAGUUGUUCUCAAAGCAUUUGAAGGUUGAGGAACAGGUCUCUCUGUUGAAAAAACGGGUUAAUAUUGGGAGUGGCACACCAAGCAGAAUCAAAAAGCUAAUCGACAUAGAUGCAUUAGGGCUUUCACGUUUAGAUACGAUUGUGCUUGACAUGCACACUGAUAUCAAGGGAUUUUCUUUGUUCACACUGCCCCAAGUCAGAGAUGAGUUUUGGGAUUUGUACAAGAACUGCUUCCACCAGAGAGUGUUGGAAGGAAGUCUACGUAUCUGUCUGUAUGGUCCAAAGCCAUCAGCUACAAAGCUUAAGAACAAAAAGAAACAGAGAUAA